Molecule: messenger RNA, 4065 nt
Organism: Hyposmocoma kahamanoa
Lineage: Eukaryota; Metazoa; Arthropoda; Insecta; Lepidoptera; Cosmopterigidae
Exons: 12
Coding region: 304-2715 (803 amino acids)
Biological process (GO): nuclear envelope organization
Cellular component (GO): nuclear envelope; meiotic nuclear membrane microtubule tethering complex
Molecular function (GO): protein-membrane adaptor activity
Source: RefSeq, a predicted model, not a curated record
AUGUCUAAUGUUAUACGGUCGAUACUUAUUUUAAAUCAAACAAAGUUUAUAUAGUUUUCAUAGUGCAGAAAGUGUUAUAACAUAAACAAUUAGCGCGAUAAGUACAGAGGACAUUCGGUUACUUUUUUGGCGGCAUCACAACUGCCACAAAAAUAGAUUUUCUUGUGCAAUAUUUUAUGUGGUGAAGGCUGUGAACUGAUUUGCAUCUGGACCGGUUUAUGGAAAUAGGUCACGGCCUGUGGAGUACUUAAGAUGGACAUAUUGCGGUGAAACUUUAAAAUCGGUUGUAAUCAUAGAGCUAUCAUGGAGAACUCGACAGUCGGCGGAUUGCGGUCAAGGUCGCGCUCGAAAACACCCUUCUUGCGCUCGAGCUGCGACAGGGAGAGUUGUGGAGAGACCGAAGAGCACACACAUAAAUCUGGAAGAAAAACUCCGGUAAAAAGGAGCACUCCUAUCAAGCAACUCGAUCAACAAGGCAGCAAGCUGACGGUGGAUCCUAUAGUGGAAGUAGAUGAACAUGAGUCCCCACCCGCUCAUCGGACCAGACAGUCGGCUAGGAUCUCAGAGAAGCUGGUUAAGACCUCAGAUUACUCUUCUGAAGAGAGCUUGGAUAGACUGAAGGGGGGCAGAAAAGAGAUAUACCAAAACGAGCUCAACAGUCAGUAUGAGCGCGUAUCGACGAGCUCGCGAGGCUACAGCACGCUGGCUGACGUCACGCUUAGUCCCAUCAGUGGGUACUCGCAAUAUUCCAACGUGACCCACAAUCGGUCGGGACGGUUCGGCAGUCCGACGUACAGCGCGUGUUCAACGGACAGCUCGUUCGCGGAGCAGGCGUUGGCCGACGCGAGUAUACUGCUCGACAAGGACCCCUCGCCAGAUCAUCUGCCUUCCCGACUUUACAAGAUGGCCGGCGAGUACUGGAACAAAUACCCAAAAACGGACUACACAUACUCACCGCUAUCGCGAGAUCGGGUGGAGCUGGCUCCAGGUCAAGUGGCGGUACCCAAUAUGUCGCGCCGGUCUCUAUCGCAGUUCCGCGUCCAAGGGCCUAACACCAGCGUCGAUGAACUUGAUCGCCUCAUCUCCGCCAAUGCAUAUGUCUCUAAGUCUACGAGGAAGCGGUUCACUUCAGUGGACAGUUCGGACGACGAGAGUUACCUGCAUGGCAAUGGCGGCUACCGCCCAGUAGACCAACAGUGGUGGAUAACGCAGCUCCUAAUCACCAUAAUCACCUCCAUAACAACUGCCACGUCCAAUGUAUAUCAGAAAGUCGUGGGACCUUCGCAUCGGUAUCCUUACACCGAUCGUCAGUCGACACAAGCCGGUCUGGUGUCUCGAGCGGUGUCGUCGACUUUGGCGCCGUUCUACUGGAUUUAUACCUUUAUAAAGAAAGUUGUUACAACCACUGUCACCACUAUUACUGAAACUAUAACCCCAAACCAUGUGAGUGUGAAUGAGAAGUACACGGUGCAAAGUCAAGAAGUGCACAAACGUCACUGGUGGCCAUGGUUACUACUGCUGCUUAUGUUUCCUCUUGGAUAUGGAUGUUACCACUAUGCAGAACAAAUACUACCUCAAAAAGAAGUGAUAAUAGAUACAUACAAGUCUCCGGAGAUAGUACAUGAUCCCGAUUUGUCUAAACGCAUGGCUGCAUUAGAAAAUUGGGCAUUCAACGUCGAUUCACGACUCAAAUUUUUCGGUGAAAAACUAUCAAAAUUGGACAACUUAGAAGCUCAGAUUGAACAGUAUUCUCUCAAAUAUUUGCAGAACAACCUUAUACAAAUAUUCAAUAUGAACGACAAUUCAGAUGCUAUAGCCUUGAAGUUGAAAGAUUACUUUGAUAAGCAUUACGUUACCAAAGAUGAAAUGCAAACAAUGAGUCAGGAGAUUCACGAACGGUUGAUGAGUGCGUGGAAACCCGAGAUGGACGAAGAUAGAAUCCGUAGGAUAGUUCAAGAGUAUCUCGCAGUGUUUGAAAGGAGACAAAUGGAGUUAAUUGUAGAGAGGAUCAAGGAGUACGUGAAGGAAGUUGAAGUGAGACAUGUGGGAACAAAUUUCGAUAUUGAAGAAAUCAAGAAGGUUGUUGCUGGCAUGUUGGAAAUUUACGACGCUGAUAAAACUGGACUAGUGGACUUUGCUUUGGAAUCCGCAGGUGGCCAAGUGAUCUCAACGAAAUGCACGGAACUCUAUCAAAUCAAGACGAAGCAGUAUUCUAUUCUGGGCCUGCCGGUGUGGUGGGUGUACACUUCUCCACGGUAUGCCCUCACUCCUGGCGCCAUGCCUGCCGAGUGCUGGGCCUUCCAAGGUUUUCCGGGUUAUUUGGUAAUACGUACAUACGCGAUCAUAGAAGUGACUGGUUUCUCUCUGGAACAUAUGUCACGAUUGUUGGCUGUUGAUGGCAAAAUCGAGUCGGCGCCCAAGAACUUCUCGGUUUAUGGCCUUCACGGCGAAUUAGAUCCGGAGCCACAUCUUUUCGGUGACUACGUUUACGACUCAAAUGGAACAGCAAUACAAUACUUUCCUGUCAAGUACCCAAAGACCACUAACAUUGGUGGCAUUGAAUACCCUGUUGCCUACGACAUGAUCGAACUAAGAGUAGAGAGCAACCAUGGGAACCCGACUUACACAUGCGUGUAUAGAUUCAGGGUGCAUGGUAAUCCAUUAUCCGACAUUCGACGAGCGACUGAAGAUAGUAUAAAGGAAAGUGAAUCGUAGCACACGAUUUUAACAAGAGACACUAAAAAUUCCCAAAGGGAUUGAACAGAUUUGUAUGGAUUUUAAAUGUGACACAUGAACUUGCUUUUGACUGUCUUGUGGUUGGUUGUUGUGACUUGUGAAGUGUGCAGAAAAUUAUCUCGAAAUCGUCCACUUAAUUAAUAUGUGUUCAAUAACAUAAACAAUUGGAUAGUGAUCAUUCCUAGAAAUAUAUUUAAUUAAUGAGUCCCCGGGGCCUUCUAUUUUAAGGUUUGAACACUAAUAUAAUUUAACAAAGGUCCAAAGUACAAAUAAUGUUAUCUAUACAAUUAAAAUCAUGUGUUUAUUUAGACUACUAAGUUUGUAUGUUGUAAUUUAUAAAUUGUAAAUGUCUGACACUGCACAAUACCGUUUAAAUACGCUUAGUUGUUCUGAAUAAUUUUACCGUUAUUUAUAAUGAUUAUUGAUGAUAAGGUUUUUAGUUUAUUUUUAGGUUUUGAAUACAUAAAAAUUAAGGUUUUGAUUUUAAUAUUAGUGUUUUUUUUUCCUUGUAAAGCUGUAGAAUUCAGGAAUAAGAUCUUUAUCAUCCACCUCCAUUUUAAAUUAUACACUCCCGGAUACAUAAAUUGAGCCAUCUUGCAUUUUUAUUUUUCAAGUGCUAGAAUAAAAUUUGUUUUAUUAUCAUUGAAGAAAGAGUUUUUCCCGAUUUCGCAAAUUAAAAUUUUCACCAAAACCUUUCGAAAAUGACGUUCAGUACACCAGUUUCAAACUUGAAUUAGUUAUUGGUCAAUCAAACAUUAUUUACACAAAUUUGACAAUACAAAGUGGCUCGAAAUAUGUGUCCGGGAGUAUAUUAAUAAAUAAAAUUAUAUUAAAUAGGCAACUUAUUGUUGGGUUGAAAUAAUUUUAAUUGCAUUAAUACCUUUUCUUUUAUUCCUAAUUCUAUUAGCUAUAAUUUGAUAUGAAUUUAGACUAAUGAAGGAGCUAGUCCAGUUAGAUGUUAAUAAAUUUUAUGCCUACUAAUGUAAUUGUUUUUUCUAAAAGAUAUACCUACAUAACUGAGAUACUAACGUAGGUAAUGUUUAUUACUUUUUGUUCUCUGGUUUAGUGUUAAUCGCAUUCUUAAACCCAAUAACAAACUCAAGAUAAAAUCGCUUAGGGGUUCAAAAAACAACAUGUAACACUCGCAAUUUCUAUCCACAGCUCCAAUUGUAGCGUAAUUAUUUCACAUCACAGUAAUCAUUAGUUUGGGGGCUUAUCAGAGUACCGCCACUCACUACUAAAGCUACUAAAUGCAUGCAGUUGUAACUAACUUGCCUGCACACAAUAAUUGUCGCUGUGCACCUAGACCGCAAUCGCAAUGUAAUAAUA